AUGAUCGUAAAAUUAAAAGAAUACAAUCGUAAUAAUAAUCAACAAAUGAUAUUAAUUGAAAAUUUUCAUCGCACAUAUAAAUCCGAAGAUGCUUGUCAAUGGUAUACGAAAGAACCAUUUUUAUACAAUCAUUUAAAUAAAGCUUUACGUACAGAAGAUAAUGAAUUCUUACACAAAUUUCGUUAUUUUAUAUUUGAUCUUUCACAAAGCUUUUGGUGUGAAUAUAAACAAUUAAAAGAUUCAUUAGAUUCAAUAGUCACAUAUAAUGGUGUUCAAAUAUCAAAAGAAAAAGCUUAA
This is a messenger RNA of Rotaria sp. Silwood1, 297 nucleotides long. The record is from the annotation of a GenBank genome assembly. NCBI's taxonomy places the organism in Eukaryota, Metazoa, Rotifera, Eurotatoria, Philodinida, Philodinidae.